Anopheles nili is the source of this 1542-nucleotide messenger RNA. RefSeq names its product 5'-3' exonuclease PLD3-like. The coding region runs from base 1 to 1542 and encodes 513 amino acids. NCBI's taxonomy places the organism in Eukaryota, Metazoa, Arthropoda, Insecta, Diptera, Culicidae. The record is from RefSeq and is a predicted model, not a curated record. The transcript has 3 exons. Gene Ontology annotation, molecular function: catalytic activity.
AUGAAAUUACAGCUUACCAUGGGCCGUAGUCAAAGUCCGGUAAUGGACAAAAAUUCGGACACACCAAAGGGUGCAUAUGAAGCGACGUCUGUGAACGGCCCAGAUGACGACUUUGAACUGUGGGACCAAAGUAAAGCCCUAAGAUCGGAAUAUAGCCGGGACAGCCGCUGGAGUCACAAUGGAUGGUCGUCGUGCAUUCCAAUAACGAUAAUUUUAGUGUUGAUUGUGCUCGUCGUCCUGCUUCCCUUGAUGGACCACACGGAGCGUGGUACUGGUGAAUCGAUCAAGACAGGCAUUGUGGGCCUUGGUUUUGGGCAUUCGGGUUGCGCAGACACAUGCUCCAUUGAGCUUGUUGAAAGUAUUCCCGAAGGCAUGCCGUAUCCAAAUGGAAGCCCCAUGUUUAAAUCGACUUUUAACGCAUGGCAGACUUUGAUAUCGAUAGCUAAAGAUACCAUCGAAAUCGGCUCAUUCUACUGGACACUGAAGGGUGCCGAUGUGUAUAAUCACUCAUCGGCUCGGGAAGGAGAAACGAUAUUUCGUCAACUUUUUAUCGCCGGCACUGAGCGCAAGCUUAAGGUUAAAAUUGCUCAAAGUGCACCAACUUCAGCGUCUCCUAACUGGGAUACGGAUUUGCUUGCUAAACAAGGAGCUGCAAUCGUUCGAUCUGUCGACUUCCCUCGGCUCGUCGGUGGAGGAGUUCUCCACACUAAAGUGUGGAUCAUUGACCGACGUCAUUUCUAUCUGGGCAGUGCAAACAUGGAUUGGCGAUCCUUGACACAGGUGAAAGAGUUAGGUGUGCUUGGAACAAACUGCUCCUGUUUGGUGAACGAUCUAGCGAAGAUUUUUGAUGUAUACUGGGACAUGGGAGCACCCAAUGCUCGCAUACCUUCAAAAUGGCCUAAGGAGUAUACUGCUAGUUUCAAUAAUUCUUCUCCAGCACACAUUUUGUUCGACGGAAAGUAUAGGAUGGAUACCUUUUUCUCGAGUUCUCCUCCAAUGAUGUUACCAGAAGGACGAACUGACGAUCUAUUCGCGAUUAUGGAUGUUAUCGCUAAAGCAAACCGCUUCAUACACAUUUCAGUAAUGGACUAUUUCCCACUUACGUUGUAUACCCGUGUAACACAAUAUUGGCCAUUUAUUGAUGAUGCACUACGGAAAGCGGCAAUUGAAAGGAAAGUGUCACUGCGUCUUCUCAUAUCCUUAUGGGAUCAUUCGCGACCUUCUGAAGAAUAUUUUCUCCAUUCACUUGAAGCAUUAUCCAAUGCGCUUAAUGGUGUCGAUAUUCAAAUACGCAGAUUCGUUGUGCCAGCAUCUGAAGAUCAAAAGAAAAUUCCUUUCGGUCGGGUGAACCACAACAAGUAUAUGGUUACAGAUAACACCGCUUAUAUUGGAACUUCUAACUGGUCUGGAGACUAUUUUAUUGAUACCGCCGGAAUUGGCAUGGUUAUUUCAUCUUUUGACACAAAUGGUACAAUAAUUGAAGAGCUGCAGUCAUUGUUUGAGCGUGACUGGAAUAGCAAAUACUCAAUGCAUUUAAGUUAG